AUGCCUAAGAUCCUCGAUGGAAAGGCUCUAGCAAAUGAGGUCCGGAAACGCGUGAAAGAAAAUAUCAAAUCUACCCAGGCAAAGGUUCCUGACUAUAAGCCUCGUCUGGCUGUGGUUCAAGUCGGUACGCGUGAAGACUCGUCUGUAUAUCUUCGUAUGAAGCAAAGAGCAGCUAAAGAGACUGGAAUUGGAUUUACACUUGAACAAUUACCAGAGUCAAUUUCCGAACAAGAAUUAUUAAAUAGAGUCAGAGAACUUAAUGAAGAUAGCAAAGUUCAUGGAAUGAUUGUACAGAUGCCAUUACCGCCUCAUAUUAAUGAAACCACUGUAAUUGAAGCCAUUGACUACCACAAAGAUGUAGAUGGAUUUCAUGCAUUGAACGUCGGUAAAAUGGCUAAAAGAUCAACCACCCCGCUCUUCUUACCAUGUACUCCAAAGGGCAUUAUCGAACUACUUAAAGCAAACAAAAUUUCACUAAGCGGGAAGAAUGCUGUAGUAGUCGGACGCAGUGAUAUUGUGGGUUUCCCUGUAGCUGCUCUCUUGUCAGCUGAAGAUGCAACAGUGACUAUCUGUCACUCAAAAACUGAGAAUAUUAAAUCUGUCAUCAAUAAGGCUGAUGUGCUAGUUGUGGCUAUUGGUCAACCUGAAUUUAUCAAGGGUGAAUGGAUUAAGCCUGGAGCAGUUGUUAUUGACGUUGGUAUAAACUCAGUUACAGAUACUUCAAAGGCUUCUGGUAAAAGACUGGUUGGUGAUGUAGAAUAUGAAACUGCCUCAAAGGUGGCUGGAGCGAUUACACCUGUUCCUGGAGGUGUAGGCCCUAUGACUGUAGCUAUGUUGAUGGAGAAUACAAUGAUAAGUGCCAACCGAGCGCUUGAGCAUAGAAACGAGUGCCAGACUGUUUGCGAAGAAAGGCUACAACCCCUUUUCAGUUUCAACUUGUUCUCAAAAAAGUUUCUUAUUUCUACAUCUAAAGAAGUGCAUAAAAAAUAA
Molecule: messenger RNA, 990 nt
Organism: Phycomyces blakesleeanus NRRL 1555(-)
Lineage: Eukaryota; Fungi; Mucoromycota; Mucoromycetes; Mucorales; Phycomycetaceae
Exons: 8
Coding region: 1-990 (329 amino acids)
Biological process (GO): tetrahydrofolate interconversion
Cellular component (GO): cytosol
Molecular function (GO): methenyltetrahydrofolate cyclohydrolase activity; methylenetetrahydrofolate dehydrogenase (NADP+) activity
Source: RefSeq, a predicted model, not a curated record